Moneuplotes crassus is the source of this 1533-nucleotide messenger RNA. The record is from the annotation of a GenBank genome assembly. NCBI's taxonomy places the organism in Eukaryota, Ciliophora, Spirotrichea, Euplotida, Euplotidae.
GAAACUUAGAAUUAUUAAUAAGGAUAUUAAAUAAAAUGAGGACUAUUGAUUUCAUUGUUCUAAUUAGUGUUUGACUCAUAUCUAAUUUAUGAGAUCCUCUCGUUGUUCCACUAUUGCCCUUACAAUUGGCAGACCAUGAUAUAAGCGAAGCCAUUUUUGGCUACAUUUUUGCGAUCAAUCCUGCUGCUUCAAUGUUUGGUGCACUUUUUGUGGCGAAAUUAAUGAACGCUUACGGGCGUAAGACUAUUCUCAUGCUUGGAAUCUGCACUCUGGGCCUUGCUCUGAUUCUUUUCAGUUGAAUCAGCUUCAUUGAAGACUCUAAUACAGCUGUUGCAUUUUGUCUGCUAUCCAGAGCAUGCCAAGGAUUCUCGAUUAGUAUGAUACAGACUACUGCCUUUGCUGUAAUUUCAGUUAUGUUCAAAGAGCAAAAGCAAACUUACUUUUCAUACUUGGAAGGAGCCCAAGGACUUGGGAUGGUUGCUGGACCUGCUGUUGGAGGAGUCCUGUAUGUAACAGUUGGGUUUAGAGGUACAUUCUACUCAUUAGGAGGAUUUUUGCUGAUAAUGCUGCCAGUAGUAUAUUACAAACUGCCUGAAUUGACCGAUGACCAAGAAACUCCAUUGUUGCACCAGAGUAGUGCAAGGAGUGAUCAAGAAUCGAAUCAGAGUAGUAUCUCAGUAAGAAGCUCAAUGGCAUUGAAUGAAGCGAGUUACUUAGGUUUGUUGUGCAAUACUGUAUUCUUUUUAACAACAGCAACUGUUGUACUAUCAACUUUGCAAUUUGCUUACUUUUUACCAGUGAUUCCAAUUGAGCUCAAACGCUACAAUCUUUCAGACUUGCAGGUGUGUCUUUUCAUGAGCUUGAACUCAAUUGGCUACUUGUUAUGCACUCUAUUGUUUUUGCCUUUGUUGUCCAGAGCAAUCAACAACAGAGUAAUUAUUGCAUGGAGUCUGUUUCUGGGAGGCUGCAACCACUUGUUAAUUGGGCCCAGCAAGCCUAUUCCUCACAAUUUCAUUCUGAUGAUGAUUGGGCAAGUGUUGGUAGGAAUCUUCUUGAUUUCUUUGAUGAUUCCGUCACUAGUAGUCAUGAUUGAGAAUGCAGAGGAGAGAUUCCCAGCAAAGAAAGCUAGUGUUAACAAUCUAUCAUCAGGAAUCUUUAACUUUUGUGUAAAAUUUGGCCAAACUUUUGGAGCUCUGUAUGCGAGCCACUUGUCAGAAGUACUAGGAUUUAGAAAUGUAUGAACAACAGUAGCACUGACUAUGAUAUUGUUUUGAUCAAUUUACACUCUAAUAUGAGCAUCUAAAUUCAUUGCCCUAACGAAAGAUCAGUUCUCUCUUCCUGAUAUUCCAGAAGAACCCUCAAAAAAUACUCCUAAGCUUAAAAUUGUUACCCCUAAAUCCUCUUUCAUCCCUGAAGAGUUCAGCCUUCCCACCCAAAUAUCAGUUAUCCCCAACCACACCACCUACGAGAGCACAAUGAGCACAACUCAGAACAUUCCCAAUAAAAACACUCUAUUUAGUAUAUAACUAGAGC